UACCCGGAGAAAAGACCUGCUUACGAAAACUUGUUGAAGGUGUUUGACAAGGUUACCUGGUUUGGGAUUCUAGUAAGUUUGAUUUCAACAAGUAUCGGAAUGCUAUUUAUUUCCAAAAUGGUUAAAGCGCUUGGUUUUAAACAGCCUGAUAAUGUGUUGGUGGCUCUGAUUCCUUUUUCUUUAAUAAAUGCUGAAGCAAUGCCAGACCUGUUUCUUUUCUCUAAACAUCGAGUGUACUCUGGAAGCUUAAUCUUACUUACUUGGGCUCUGGCAUCAGCACUCCUGACAAUGGGGUUUUCCAGUAACCUUAGGGCCAUACUUUUAGCUCCUUCUUGGGACCCUUUCCUAGAUACACAUUCUCAAAUUGCUCAAAGGGGCAUGACCUUGGCAUUUGACAGUGAAUUCAUGGUCUAUUAUGACAAACUGUCAAAAUCUGAGGAUUCAAAUGUGAUCAAAAUAAUGAGUACAACUAUUUUUGUUCACAACAAGCAAGAAAUGGUGGAUCUAAUUGCAGACAAAGGGAUAGCAAAUUUGGUUUUUUUUGAUUUGGAUCUCAUACCGGAGGAUUAUAAACUAUACACUAGUGAUGAACACUUAACCUCUGACCUUUCUGGUUGGAUUAUGCAGAAGAGAUCAAAAUGGCAGGAAAUACUCAACCAUUUUGAGUGUAUAUCUCAUCAGGCUGCAUUAUCUGACUACAUAGAUUCUAGAUAUUCCGAGAUAAAAUGGGAUGAAGAAACAUAUACAUUGGAAAGACUAAGUUUAGAACAUGUGGUAGCUGGAUUUGUUCUGCUUGGUAUUGGCCUUGGAACUGCUACUCUAGUGUUCUGUGUGGAAUUAUUGUUACUUUAAGACAACUACAAAUAUACAAAUCCAAUAAAAAAUAAAUAAUUCUGAAAAAA
Eurytemora carolleeae is the source of this 902-nucleotide messenger RNA. RefSeq lists its product as uncharacterized. Gene Ontology annotation, cellular component: membrane. Gene Ontology annotation, molecular function: glutamate-gated receptor activity. The record is from RefSeq and is a predicted model, not a curated record. Lineage: Eukaryota; Metazoa; Arthropoda; Copepoda; Calanoida; Temoridae.